Messenger RNA from Neurospora tetraspora, 2772 nucleotides. RefSeq lists its product as uncharacterized. The record is from RefSeq and is a predicted model, not a curated record. The transcript is spliced from 6 exons. Lineage: Eukaryota; Fungi; Ascomycota; Sordariomycetes; Sordariales; Sordariaceae. Gene Ontology annotation, molecular function: protein binding. The coding region runs from base 196 to 2529 and encodes 777 amino acids.
ACCAAUUGCAGGCACCUACACGUUCCUUUCCUUGAAGUUCACCAUGAUGUUUACAAGAAUCACCACAACCACAUGGAUCAUUAUCAGCCUCUGGACAUGACCUGGUGCUCUAGAUAAAACCAUAACGAAACUCAUAGUCAACUCACAUGAUCCAGUAAAGGGAGUACGAAAACAUUUAGUUGAUUCCGUCCCAGGAUGGAGCGCUAUCUGAUCAAGAAGACACCUCGAAGCGCCAGUCUUAAGCGCAAGGCGUCAGACAGCCCCGCGAAUUCGACGCUUGCUCCUGCUAAACGACCGCAACCUCCACGUCCACAAGAAUCCCACUUAGAUGCCGCUAAGCGUCGCGACCAAGAAGGGAACUAUGUGGGAAUUGAAUAUGACUCUUGGAAAAACCAAGUAAAGUCAGCUAUUGACCAAGCCCGCUCCGCAACCCGCUCCAAAGAAGGCGGUAUCAAAGUCUUGGGGGCCCUUCUCAAGGCCAUCAAUGCUUGCCCUUGUAAGCCGGGCAGCCACGGAAACAACAAGGCUUGUCAUAUCUCGCAAUGCGUGACUGCUGUGUAUGAAGAAGGCCCCGAUGCUCUCUACCGCGCUGCUAAGGAGCCAUGCCCUUGCGGCUUUGUAUGGCCAUCGUGUACCGACCUCUUCCAUAUCCGCGCCGUCGACGGCCUGGCCGAUUCUCUGGACAAACAGGAAAAGCAUGUCGCCGCAUUUUCCACUGCCCUUGGUCUCAUUCGCUUGGAUCCCGCCCACCCCAUAGGGUAUUGUCGUGUUGCCAGAGUCCUUCGCAACUUGACCAAGAACAAAGACAACCAGACGGCAGCUCUUGCGCUUACUACCAUACUGCGAGACUCUAAACUUGACCCUUCCCACGAUGUGCACGAUCUCACUGUCCGGUUCGUCAGGUCCGGGCUCUACAACAUGGAACAGUACCGGCGGGUAAAGUAUAAUCAGUACCAUAUUCUUCUGCGUCAAUUGUCCAGUAUGCUAGACAUGCCCGAGUCAAAGAGAGAUCCUGUAGAGAAGCUCCCGCAUGAGCUGCUAACCAUGAUCUGGUCGCAUCUUGACACCGAAAGUUUAAUGAGAUGUGAACGCGUGAGCAAGAAAUGGCAGAAGCUGGUGCUUUCAGACUCGGUGCUCUGGAGCAAGGUCUCGCUGGGUAGGCCUGGGAAACCCGGUUGGCUCUUUCCACGGUUCCUCAACAAGCACAAGAAUAUCCGGUCUCUGACGAUCAACGACACAUCAUAUUUCAAGAUGACUCACGACAAGCUUCAAAUGAUCAUGCGUGGUCUACCCAAUUUGGAACGGCUAAGCCUCCAUAGACGCAUGCGUCUCAGCAACCCCGACGGUCCCGAGGAUAUUCCAAAAAUGCUUGGGGGUGUGCAAGGGAAGCACCUGACAAAACUAACACAUCUAUCACUGAAAAAACUGGAUGCCCAUACAGUUGGAGAGCUUCUACCGCUCACAAGUCCAUCUCUUCAAGUGUUAGACCUGCAAGGUUUUUUGGGGAAGGAUCUCAACGCGAUCAUGACCCGACAGCCUUGGCCGAGUUUGAGAAAGCUACGGCUGAGGAUGCCGGACGAUGGCUACGACCCAAGGACACAUCUCGGGGAGCUGAAUAUGAACGGGCUCAUGAAAUUGACUCCACACCUUGAGGAACUUCAUAUCGAAGGCUACGGGCUUAAGUUUGUCGAUCAUGAGCUUCACCCCAUGGGUUUCGACAAGGUCCCUUCGAGCGACAUACGACCAUGGCAAAAUUUGCAGUCUCUGUAUCUCGGCUCAGUGAGGACUCACGUCUCUCUUGACGACACAAUCCAUGGGUCUUUUGGUUUGCCCGCUUUACCAAACCUCCGCUCUGUUGAGAUCCUUUCCGACAAAGAGCAUCUGAUCAAUUAUCUCUUUACGACAUGUGAUGAGCUGGGGAGCCCGCAUCGGGGUUUCAUGUCUGAUCUCACAGGAACCACUGCUGAGUCGGGCAUUGCUUCGGCGGGUUGGCCACGGCUGGAGGUGUUCAGGUGCCAUGGCCCCAUACGCACCGGUAUACUACAAAAGGCCCUGGAGGAAACAGCCACAAAUGGUUCGCUGAAGGUCCUUGAAUUAGCCAUCAACAGCGACCAGUCACUGUUCAAUAACCGCAUCCAUAUCGAUCCCCCGAAGGACUGGGCUUUCACGUCGUCAUCGAGCGUUCACCAUCUCGGACUACACCACUUCAACUGGGCUCAGCAUUACAGCAAUUUUGAUGGCCAGCCUUUUAUCGACUGGCUGCAAAAGUUCCCCAACGUCGACACGGUAACGGUCGCACCGGGACGUCAUAGUGGUCUCUUGCCCUUCAUCGAGAAGUUGAUCGCCCACCCGCAGAUUAAGGCAUUGUACUUUGACCCCUCGGGCCUGUCGAACCCGGAAUGGUACGAGAUAACCGAGACGGGGAAGAAAUAUGGGGUGCAACUGUUCAAAUUGAAUGGAGGACCUUUGAAUGCUUUCGAUGGAGGUGAUUUCGAUGGCGCGAGACCGGAUCUCGGACGGAGGGUUUGACAGGUACGGUCGGGGAGAUUUGCGGCACUUUUCCCGCUCGCAUCUUCUGCAUUGAUGUGAGCUUUUGUUGCCCGCUCAACCCCGAUCUAAACCUGGCCAGGUGAGAACCCAGCAGGAAUAAGCGUUGGGCAGACAAGAGGGUAGUGAAAUGGAUUGAGAUUAUCAAGUUUGUCUUCAUCUCGUAUGUAUGUUCGCGUUGCUUGAAUAAAUGUAUUCCUAAAAUCCCGUGAUCCUAUAAGUACC